UUAAAGCCCUUUUAACAUAACAUGGUAAAAUGACAUAAAACCUUUAUGACUGCUAAAUAAAGACACCAGUUAGUCUACAGCCAUGCUAGCACAGUGGUGAUCUGAGCUAAAGGCUAAAGUCACCAUGCUCCUCACAAUGACAAUGCAAACAUGCUGAUAUCAGCAGGAAUAUUGUCACCUUAUUUGCAUUAUGAACACAAAGUACAGCUGAUGAUGAUGGGAAAGUUUUGCAGAUCUUUGAAUUUAAAAUUUUAACCAGAUGAUGGCGCUGGAUGAAAAGUCAGAGGAUCAUUGAAUUGAUUACAAUUCCUUCUGAGGGGAACAUGAGUAUUUUGUGCCAAUCCAUCCUGUAAAUGUUGAGAUAUUUCACUGAAUAGUAAGUGAAAACGUGUCACCCAAAGUCAUUAGGAUUAAUCAUCUACAUACCAACUCUCUGUGCAAAAUCUUACACCAAUCCAUCAAAUAGUUGUUUAAGUGAAUAACCGAACAACCGGCUGACCACUUGAGGAUAUUGCUAUUCCUAGAGCCAUUUCAGCUUGCAUGGCUAAAAAUAAAACAUCAAAUAAAAGACUUGUGUUUUAAAUUAGACACUGAUUAGGCCGGACUAAGUUUAAUAACAGCUUUAUGUUACUUGACUUGUGUCCAAUUUCUUGUUGAUUUAAUAUGGGCUGCUGUCAGUCAGAAAUGGGAAUUUACUCUGGGUUUUUGAAGGCACCAUUUGCGAAGUUCUUGUGUCAUAAAAUCUUGUUAUGGGAAUUGUAGUUUUAUGUCAUGCAGACACAGGGCCACACAGAAAUGCCUGAGUGUAGACUUCAUAAUUGUGUCUAAAAUAACCACAGACAGAUUUAUAGUUGGAGGUCAGUUUUCAUUUGCCAUUUCUUAUUUUCCCCUGUUUUAAAUUUGUGGACAAUUCUGCACAAGCCAAUUGUUUUAAUAUAAAAAUACAUGAUGACCACAAAGCAGUUAGAGGCGACAUGAAAAAAUAGUAACCACAUGUUUGCGGUCUCAUCCCAGAGUGUAAAUUAUGAUCUUAACUACCACAUUUUUUUUUUAACAUAAUAGUUUUGGCCACAGCUAUGUCAAAGCUCAUGUGCACCCAUGAGUGCAAACAUGUACAGUAUGUUUAAGUAAGAGUGAGGGGUUAAGAGGUUGACAUUUUGGGGCAAGGAAGGUUGUUGGGGGCAGAAAAAGUAGUCGAAGAUUGAAUUUCGGCCCGACAGCAUUCCUGGGGGGCGUUCUGAGCGUGAGAGAGAGCACAAGGGAAGACAGUGAGUGACCUACAAACAAGCUUAACUGCCUUAACUUCACCCGCUCUGCACAUUAACACCCCAACAGCCCCUGAAGGAGCCACACUGCUCCCUCUGCUGCCUCCCCUCCCCUCCCAAACACGACCCACGAAGGUUGGACGAUAUGGAGGAGUAGGAGGGGUUGUCUUGACAUCAUGAUAAGGGAAUUGAUACACAAACUGUCUCAGAGGAAGAGAAGGUUCAGCCUAAAAGGCACCCUGAGGUGAAGGUACAAUAGGAGAGUCAUGGUCACUCUGUGGAUGUGUUAGUUAGAAUAGGCAGCUCUGGCCGGCAGACAGAGCAAAGAGACAAAAAGAGUGAUUCAACAGAGAGGAAAAAAAUCAAAUAUUGAGAGAUGGAUAGUCAAGACAAGGGAGGAGGAGGAGGAGGACGAGGAGGAGAGCAGACAAAAGAAAAACAGAAAUCUGAGGAGGUUGGUGAUGAAGACAAGCAGACCAAAGACAAGCUGGAGAAGGAGAGCAGUAAGAAGGAGCCGAGAGGAGAGAUCAGUAGGGAGAACCGUCGCUGCAGGAGUGGCUGGGCUCUGACUGAACGCCUGGCCAUCAAUGUGUCAGGAAUGCGUUACGAGACCCAGCUCCGCACUCUCGCUCAGUUCCCCGACUCCCUGCUGGGUGACCCCCGGCGGCGUCUUCGCUACUUCGACCCCCUGCGGAACGAACUCUUCCUGGACAGGAGCCGUGUGGUCUUUGAUGCCAUCCUGUACUUCUACCAGUCAGGCGGGAGGCUGCGGAGGCCUGUCAACGUCCCUCUGGACAUGUUCCUGGAGGAGCUACGCUUCUACGAGCUCAGCGAGGAGAUCAUUGACCGUUACAAAGCAGAUGAAGGCUUCCCCAAGGAGGAGGAGAGUCCCUUACCCACCAAUGAUUUGCAGCGUCGCCUGUGGAUGCUGUUUGAGUAUCCGGAGUCCUCCGGUGGAGCUCGGAUUAUCGCCAUCAUCAGCGUCAUGGUCAUUGUGAUCUCCAUUCUCAUCUUCUGCCUGGAGACCCUCCCUGAGUUCAGGCAUGAGAAGGAACAGAGGGAGCAAUUCACCACCAUACCUCACCCGACCAUAGCAAACGAAACCAUCUUGAUCCCACCUGGCUUCACUCCCUUCCAGGACCCUUUCUUCAUCGUGGAGACAAUUUGCAUCCUUUGGUUCUCCUUUGAACUCAUCAUGCGUUUAAUCUGUGCUCCAAACAAGGUGCACUUCUUCAAAGAUGUCAUGAACACCAUCGACUUCUUCGCCAUCAUUCCCUAUUUCGUCACACUGGGCACUGAGCUGGCCAAGGACAAAGGCGCACAACCAUCCGUGUCCCUGGCCCUCAUCAGGGUCAUCAGGCUGGUGAGGGUCUUCAGGAUCUUCAAGCUCUCUCGUCACUCCAAGGGCCUCCAGAUCCUGGGCCAGACGCUGAAGGCCAGCCUCAGAGAGCUUGCCCUGCUCAUUUUCUUCCUCUUCAUUGGAGUUAUACUCUUUUCUAGUGCAGCCUACUUUGCCGAGGUGGACAGUUCUGACACAGCAUUCACCAGCAUCCCUGAAGCGUUCUGGUGGGCUGUGGUUACAAUGACGACGGUCGGCUACGGGGACAUGUACCCGGUGACGGUCGGUGGAAAGCUGGUGGGCUCCAUGUGCGCCAUCGCCGGCGUCCUCACCAUCUCUUUGCCAGUGCCCGUCAUCGUGUCCAAUUUCAGCUAUUUCUACCACCGGGAGACAGAGUGUGAGGACACUACCCAGUAUCACCAUGUCGCCACAUCGCUCUGGGAAAAGGAGGGAGGGGACGAUGAAGAGGAGGAAGAUGAGGAAGGAGCAGACGAGGGGCAUGAAUACAUGGAAGAUAAUGCCCCCCUGUACUGGCAGAACAACAGAGGUAUCUGCGCUCCACUCAAUGGGACUCUCCUGGCAGGGCUUUGUGCCGGACGGCCCCCUAGUGAUCUGAGAGGGUUAAACUUCUACCUUAAAGAACCUCUGGUAACUCAGGUUUGACAGAGAACAGGAUGGACUGAGGGUUUUCAGAUUAACACUGCCUCAUAUCAAGAAAUGGACAGUAACAAGAUGGAAAGAUGCUGUUUAACUGGAUAGCAGAGUGAUGCAGGAGCAAACACACAAUAUGCACACAAAGACUUGCACUGACAUAAGCCCUAAUUUGUGCCUUUCAUGUGAUACAUGAACACUGAGGCUUUUGCAUGAUUGUAUUUGACUCACAGAAGCAUCUGUUUUCCUCAAUAAAAUAAAAUAAAAGCUAAUCUUUGAAAAAUCCUGCAGGUCAAAAAAGGUGAAAAAUAUGCUGCACAAUAAAGUAAAUUUUAAGUGUUUUCGCAACUCUUUUUAAACCACAUAUACAGUGGGUACGGAAAGUAUUCAGACCCCUU
Micropterus salmoides (largemouth bass) is the source of this 3653-nucleotide messenger RNA. RefSeq names its product potassium voltage-gated channel subfamily A member 7-like. Gene Ontology annotation, molecular function: protein binding; delayed rectifier potassium channel activity. The transcript is spliced from 3 exons. The record is from RefSeq and is a predicted model, not a curated record. Gene Ontology annotation, cellular component: membrane; voltage-gated potassium channel complex. Lineage: Eukaryota; Metazoa; Chordata; Actinopteri; Centrarchiformes; Centrarchidae. Gene Ontology annotation, biological process: potassium ion transmembrane transport; protein homooligomerization. Bases 1642 to 3267 code for a protein of 541 amino acids.